AUGCCUGGAACAAAAGAUGAGACACUGAUUGAAGAUCAGCAGCCUGGAGUGGAGGGCGGCGAGCUGGGCGUCAUAAAAGGAAGUCGAAGAACGAAUACGGUUUGGAUCUCACGCACGAAGGAAUGGAGUUUUCGGAUAGGCGGGCUGUCCGACCGCGACCGGCGGAUCAAGGUAUGGCUCCUCCAGUUUUUCGCGUCUGACUCUCCCUACCUUUAUUACAUAUUCCCGUCCACCACGUCGACGAUCUGUGCUGUCAUGCUUUACAUUCUGCGCUCUUUAUUCUGUUUCCGCCGCCAGGUGUGGCAAAACAUAGUCUCCGAAACCGAGAGCAGCCGAACUGAUCCCUUCCAGUGCGACGAGAAACGGCCCAGCUGCUCAAACUGCUCCAACCAUGAUAUCGAGUGCACGUUCGCGACUGCUGCCACCUCCAAAUCAGAUUCAUCGGCACCAGAGUCCUCAGGAACCCCCACAAGUCGGUCUCCCCGCCGAUUCCGACCUUACCAAUUCUCAACCGGCGGCCUAAAGCAAACCUUCAGACUUGCAAAGCCGCAAGAACCCGAACCACAAUCAACCAACACCCGAUCAACAGCAACACAAUGUAAUAUCCUAAAAGACACCCCACAAAGCACGAUGUCAAUCCCCGACCUCCAUCUCUUCCACCACUGGUGCAUUUCAACAUAUUGCACAAUGCGAGACGACGAUCCACACAACGUCUGGCAAUACCACAUUGUACAAUGGGGCAUCGAGUUCCCCCCAAUACUGCAUCUGGUACUCGCUCUAUCUGCACUCCACCUCGCCUACGAACACCCCUCCGAAUGCGAAAAGUAUCUUCAACAAGCAGACGACCAUUUCACGUUCGGAGUGCGAACCGUCACGAACGUACUGUCGUUGGAUAAUCUGAAUGCGGACAAUUGCCAGAUGAUAUACAUGUCGGCUACACUGAUCUGCUUCAUAUACUUUGGAAGAGGACCGCGCCCUGGGGAGUACCUUAUUUUCAGCGACGCCGGUCCAGCGGAGUGGCUGGUUCUCAUGCAGGGUGUUAAAUUGACCCUCUCAUCGUACCAGUGGAAGGUAUUCACUGGGAUCCUUGAGCCGAAACCUGAAGAGCCGCUGCCUGGGAUUGAGCCUUCGACUCGCAUCGAGAUGCAUGAGCACAUUGUGCAUGUCCAGGCAGUGGAAAGUCUCAUCACUGAAGAGAUUCCGGAAGAAGAUCGAUCACCGUACACAUCGGCGAUUAACGGCAUGUACGAUAUUAUGGAGCAGAUCUAUCAAAGGCGGUCGGCGCAGCUGUCUGGAGUUACAUACAUGCACCUAGUGAUCGGGUGGCUAUAUCGUCUCCAGGACAGAUUUGUGGUUUUACUGGAGCAGAAGGAGUCUCGUGCUUUGGCACUUCUCGCUCACUGGGCGGUGAUGAUUCAGUUUAUGGAGAAGACGUGGUUUAUGAAGGGGUGGGCUGAGCAUGUUCUGUCGGGGAUUUCUGUGUAUCUCCAGCCUGAAUAUCGCCCGUGGAUCGAGUGGCCUCUACGUCAGGUGCACCGAAGUGAUGAUCAGGACGGGUGA
Molecule: messenger RNA, 1560 nt
Organism: Penicillium argentinense
Lineage: Eukaryota; Fungi; Ascomycota; Eurotiomycetes; Eurotiales; Aspergillaceae
Product: Zn(II)2Cys6 transcription factor domain-containing protein
Exons: 3
Coding region: 1-1560 (519 amino acids)
Biological process (GO): regulation of transcription by RNA polymerase II
Molecular function (GO): zinc ion binding; DNA-binding transcription factor activity, RNA polymerase II-specific
Source: RefSeq, a predicted model, not a curated record